AUGUUCAAGAAGAAGAAAAAACCACAGAUAGCGAUUUCUGCCCCAUCGAACUUUCAGCAUCGGGUCCACACAGGUUUUGACUGGGAGAAUGGGGAGUUUUUCGGUUUGCCACCUCAGUGGGCCAGCAUUAUUGAUGCAAACAAGGGCAGGAGGCAGCCAAUUGUGGAUCCCUCAACGAUAACUCCAACUGAUGUGGAGCCCCUGAAGACAAUCAUCAGAGGUCAGCAUAAUGGCUACCCACAUGAGAUCACUAUUGCAAGGUCAAAUUCUCUACGUCGCUCAAGCCCUCCAGUUUACAAGCACCACAUUCCAGAAAAUAAUUAUCCAUCAGUACCAGAAGAUGCUGUCAUGCCACAAAUGCCACGCCUGGAGUACGACCAGCAUCGACAGCAAGACUCUCCUCCUCCCAGACAGCACUCGCAUAAUCAACGAGCAUUUCAGCAGGUGCCUUAUGGGGAUCAGAGACAACCUGGCUAUCCCCAACCUCCAGAAGUGUCUGGCAUCAGACAUCAGACCAGUAUUCAACAGUCGCGGCCAGAUUCACAUGAGAGACAUAACAACAUAAGUAGAAGUAAUUUUAACCCAGAAACUGUGGAUGGGAGACCAGGGUAUCAUGAUAGUGAUUCCAGGAAUAACAGUUCUUAUGAUGGUCAUUCCAGAAGUGAAGGAUCAUUUGAGUACGAUGCACAUGGACGUCCACGAAGGAAGCAUCAUGAUGACAGUUCUUAUCCUCAUGGAACCAGAGAUCACCGCCAUCAAACGACCAAUGGGAGCGGAUCAUCUUCGUUACCCCGCCAGCAAAACAUUCCUGUCGUCUCUCGUGUUCAUUCAGAUAGCACAGGUGGGUCUUGGUCUUUAGCCGGGACACAGCAUGAAAGGCAUUCAGAUAGCACAGGUGGGUCUCGGUCUUUAGCCGGGACACAGCAUGAAAGGUUGCCUCCAGAUCACCAGCAUGGAGGAGCGCAUUCCUUGCCUCGACAGCCCUUGCCUCGGCAGUCCUCAACAUCUAGUGGUGGUAGCUCCGGCGUCAAGCAGUCCUCACCUGCCAGCUCAUCUUCCGGUCAUACUCACCAACAGGGGAUGGGAGCAGAGCAACAACGGCUGUCACAUGAUGAGUUCCGUCGCACAUUGCAGUAUGUUGUAAAUCCUGGAGAUCCUCGCCAGUUUCUAGGCAACUUUAUUAAAAUUGGCGAGGGCUCCACUGGUGUUGUGUGUACAGCAUUUGAUCAAUCAAAAGGCAGGCAGAUAGCGGUGAAGAAAAUGGAUCUGCGUAAACAGCAGCGCCGAGAACUACUUUUUAAUGAGGUGGUUGUGAUGAGAGACUACUGUCAUCCCAACAUUGUUGAGAUGUACAACAGCUACCUGGUCAAUGAUGAGCUCUGGGUGGUCAUGGAGUACAUGGAAGGUGGCGCCCUCACGGAUGUUGUCACCCACACCAGGAUGGAUGAGGUUCAGAUUGCUACUGUGUGUAGAGCCUGCCUGAAAGCCCUGGCCUUUUUACAUUCACAUGGAGUCAUACACAGGGACAUCAAGUCUGACUCUAUUCUCUUGUCAUACGAUGGGAAGGUGAAAUUGUCAGACUUUGGGUUCUGUGCACAAGUAACACCAGAUUUGCCGAAGAGGAAAUCACUUGUUGGGACCCCAUACUGGAUGGCACCAGAGGUUAUCUCAAGGUUACCGUAUGGUCCAGAGGUUGAUAUUUGGUCACUGGGCGUCAUGGUGAUCGAAAUGGUUGACAGAGAGCCUCCAUUCUUCAACGAACCACCGCUGCAAGCCAUGAGACACAUCCGGGACAUGCCUCCACCCAAGCUCAAGAACCCACACAAGGUGUCACCACGACUGCAGGGUUUCCUCGACCGUAUGUUGAUACGCAAUAACGAACAACGAGCCAGUGCAGCGGAACUCAUGUUGCACCAGUUCCUCAGACAAGCAGGUCCACCAUCUUGCCUUAUUCCACUGCUGAAUACCAAACACAGCCCUUGUUGA
This is a messenger RNA of Candidula unifasciata, 1986 nucleotides long. The record is from the annotation of a GenBank genome assembly. Lineage: Eukaryota; Metazoa; Mollusca; Gastropoda; Stylommatophora; Geomitridae.